Messenger RNA from Spodoptera exigua (beet armyworm), 2493 nucleotides. Lineage: Eukaryota; Metazoa; Arthropoda; Insecta; Lepidoptera; Noctuidae. The record is from the annotation of a GenBank genome assembly.
AUGCCCAAGGCAUUGUCCGAAAUAACGCUGAAGAGUUCCAGUAAACACGAACGCAGUGAAGCAGAGAUUAUAAAAUCAAAAACGCUGAAUUUUGAGUUUGUAUUUCUUAUUGAAUUCAUGCACAGCGUAUUGAACAAUAUCAAUUAUGUUUCCAAAGUUUUGCAAAAUCGUGAUAUCGUUUUGGACGAAGCGAGUAAGGCUUUGGACGAAACAACGGAUAAAUUGAAAAAGUAUAGAAAUGACUUCGAGUCCUUUAAGUCCAAGGCCACCGAAACCGCGAGAAAAUACGACAUCGAUCCUACCUUCCCAGAAAAGCGACGAAGAAAAACUAUAAAGCAUUUCGAUGAAUUGGCUUCUGAUCACCGAUUCGAAAACCAGGAAGAAGUCUUUAGAGUAACUGUUUUCAACAGUGUACUCGACAUAAUAAUCAACCAGUUAGAUGCGCGUUUUAUUGAGAAAUUUAGUAUCAGCAUUACAUCCGAGCGAAACAGAGGCGUGAUGCAAGAGGUUUAUAAUAUAAUGUUUUUCAAGGUCCACGCAAUAGUUCGAGAUGGCAGUACUUAUUUGGAAGGUCUUCGAAGGUCUUUGGAGGACUAUAAUGAGCUGCUGGAGAGCUGCAACCGACGGAAUGGGAGUAUGCAAAGCUCAUCAUCAACGAACUCAACUUGGAGUCCAGCUUACGAACCUCCGAGGAACAGCAGCCCACCAUCAGGAUCCUCCCCACCCGUCCUCAAUUUCCAAAACUACGAGAACUCCCCUGUGCCUCUGAAGCCCAACUCCUCAGAUUUGAGCAGGCCAGGCACCAGACCUGGACGUAGAAACAUGUCUUGCGAUGAGGCAACGGAAUCCAGUGAGCAAAUUAGGAGGUUUGCCGAUCUGGCGCUGUGGGCUACUGGUAGACUCCAGGAUAUAGCUUACGCGAAGAAGUAUCAGAAAACAGACGAACAAGAAGAGAACGAACUGAUCCUGAAGCUGGCCUGGUUCCUGGACAGGUUGGCCUACCUUAGCGGGUACGAACCAGAUAUCAAGAAGCACUAUAAUGAGCCCAGAACAACUAAAAGUACUCCAACUCUACCACCGACGCCUCCAACCCUGGUGCCUUCAUCGGACGACCUGAACAAGGAGAUGAUGGACUGCCUCCGCCGCAAGUCUUCGGAACCAGCGACUGUUCGCUGCCGGUAUCCUAUGGAGAUGCCUGACAUUAUGAGGCAGAUCGUCGAACAAGGGACAUCUCCAUCACCUCCAAGCUCCGACACCGUCGUUCCCAUGAGUGGAACACCAGACAAUGUAGCAGGACCUUCAGAGAUCCUCAUCACAGCCGACUCCUCGCUCCCUCUCCCUCAAAGAACGAAGAGAUCCACAGAAUAUACCUAUUAUUUCCCCACAAAACCGUUACAUGAAGUGGCUUACCCGGUUCCAAUUGUCAAAUUGAUCAAGCACCGCUUGUCAAACAUCAAAUCUGUUGUGAAAAGUAUAGUUGAAAGGAGAUUGGCUCAUUUAGCUGAAAAGAAAGAAGAGAAACAGCAUUUCGAAAAACAUUUCGAUAAGCGAUCGAUUGAUGAUAAAUUUGAAGUGUCAAAUUCAAUAAAUCCAUCGCCGGAUUUGCCUAAACCCUUUGUCAAAUCUAUUGAAAAGAAACCUCUAGAUGCUACUCUGCUUUUACAUUAUCCUGUUUCUGAUGUUUCGGUUAUAAACACUAAAUCAUUUAAAAAACGCUCCAUUGACGAUCGCAGUGUAACGUCAAAUCAUAUAAAUCGAAUGUCAAAUUGGAAAUCGACUGACAAAUACGUCAAAAAAGGACCAUUAUUCAGAAAAAAGUUUGAGAAUCUCUUGCCGUCUAUCAAAGCGACGAGGAGAUCUUCUAAAUACCCAGAUUCGAAAAUAAAAUCAAUAAACAAAAGAUUUACAGAGGAUCCGUUCUCGAAAUUAGCGAAUUAUUACAUCAAAUACAAAGUUUGGGACAAUUCGAAUCCGACAAACUCAAAAUACUACGACGAAAAAAAGCCCGCCAAUUUUGACGUCAAGAAUCAUUUGACAGCUCCGAAGACCGUUCAGAAACGUUCGCUGUUCAACAAAAAGGUCGUCCACAUGCACAUACCGAAACCUCUACAAAUUGUACACACAUACGUUAAUUCUCUAGGAAAAGGUCAUACCAAACCGAGGCUUUUAAGUCACCUGCAAAAAAUACACGAAAUUAAGCAUAAAAAGCAUGAUAAACUCCAUAAAAUUAUUAAAAGAUCUUUGAAAUAUGAACACAUCUAUUUGCCCCGGAUACCGAUGGACCCACAAGGGGAUAUAAGUUACUAUGUCAAGAAUAGAGAAGGGACUAACUUCAACCCAGAUCCGGUACAGGCGGCUCAACUCAGACUAGGUCUUGAACAAGUUUUUCAAACUGGUAACAUUGAGGUAGUUAGGAGAUUUGGUUCCAAUUAUAAUCCUCUAAAUCCGGCUCCAUUUUAUUCCGGCAUAAUAGCUACUAUGACCGACGCUUAG